Messenger RNA from Candida dubliniensis CD36, 444 nucleotides. RefSeq lists its product as uncharacterized. The record is from RefSeq and is a predicted model, not a curated record. The transcript has a single exon. Lineage: Eukaryota; Fungi; Ascomycota; Pichiomycetes; Serinales; Debaryomycetaceae. Bases 1 to 444 code for a protein of 147 amino acids.
AUGGGUUGGUUUUCAUUUAGCAGCAACAAGGAGUCUUCUGUGUCAGCUGUGCCUUCACAACAAGUUGAACAACGUUCUCAUCAAUCAUUAAAUUUACCCCAUAAUUCCGAUAUUGCCACAACAUUAAACCAAUUGUCCUCACAAACAGGCAAUGAUCAAGAUGUUAAAGUGAAAGAAAUUGAUAAUAUUCAAGAUAAGAACGAAAUUGAAAAGACAGUAGAGAAUUUUGUUGAAAGUUAUCCAAUUUCUAAUAUGUUUGUUAUUGAUGGAGAAAAAGAUUCUAAACAGAGUAUUAUAUGUACUACAACUGAUAGUGGGAAAACGUGUUUGAAAUUGAAAAUGAAUUCAAUUCAAUUAUUUAAAAUCAUGCAAAAGCAAGAGUAUUUCUGUUCCUUGCCUGAUGAUAUCAAUGCCACAUAUUUUGAGUGCCGCAAAAUCAAAUGA